AUGGAUUUGGCUUCAAUAAUCUAGAAAGAAAAAAGCGAAAACUGUGGAGAAGAUGAAAUUAAGUGCAUGAAUUAAUGUCCAAAUGUUGUUUCGAUGAUUCUAUCUGCAACUUUCAAUAGUGAUAGCCGGACCUCUAAUUUCGAUGAUGAAAAUAAUAAUCUUUUUAUUUUAAUAAGCAACAAGCGAUUUAACCAUGGAUAUGAUCGCUAUGAAAUAAAAAUUUAUGAAAAAACUCUAUUCAAUUUACUAUUUGUUAAAAAUAUUGAUAAGAUUUACUCAUUCAUUGGAUAUCAUCAAUUAGACUAGGUUUUUUAUUUUUACACAUAGGAAGAUGUAUCAUAAGAUUUAGUGUAAAAUAGAUAUAUUGAUUUGUAUGAAGCUAAAUAAAAUUAAGAUAAUAUUAUGUGUUAGGAAAAAUUUUUGAAAGACUUAGAUAAUGAUAAAUCUGAAUGCAAAUAGUAAUAACAAUUUAGAGUCACUAAAUUCUAUUAGUAUAGCUACAAAAACGAUGAAAUGAAAAUGAUCAAUUUCAUACCAGAGUAAUACGAUGUUAAUUAAAAGUAGUAUGUCUGUGAAGCAAAUAUCAAAGCUAAUAAGCUUUACUGCUAUCUAUAAGCAGAUUAUUAAUACUAUGUUUUUGGAUACUAAAAUGUAGAAAAUCGUAUUAACUAACCAUAACCAUAUGUCACAUAUUAUAUGUACACGUAUAAAUUUAAUAAGAAUGAAGAAUAGAUUUUUAAUAAAGAUUGUCCUGUUCUAAAAAUCUUCUUUUAAUUUGAGUAUGAUAUUUACUUUUGUAAACACCUAUAAAAACAAUCUUUGUUGAUAAUUUCUCUGUCUACUAACCAAAUCCUAUAAGAAAUUUAGCCAGAUUCAGAUUACAAAAUGGUUAUUGACUCUAACAUUGGAUUUAUUUAAUUAACCAAAGCAAAUUCUUUAAAAUUAUUUGAUAUCAAUCUAAACUAUUUUGUUAACUUUAAUCUCCACGAUAAACUUAUAUUUUAUGAUCGUAAAAUAAUCGUCUUUACUAGAAAAUGUUUAGAUGAAAUAGAUUCUUUAUGUGCUUAUUUGCUUAAUGCUAAUAAAUUUAAUUAAGACAUAGAUAAAAAUAAAAAGUAUCUUUUUUCCAUAAAAAGCUAAAAUUAUAAUCCAGAUGUUGACCUCUAAUAAUAGAUUGAAUUUGUAGCAGCUGAAAUAGAUGAAAGAGAUAAUUUCAUGAUAGUGUUCGUAUUUUCUUUAAAUGAGUCUAUGUAAAAUAUUUAUAAAAUAAAGGUAGUUGACCUGUACAUGGGAUAAGUUCAAACUCUUAACAUAAUUUAUGAAUGUCCUUAAUCAACAAUAAUCUUACUAAAAUGGGUUGAAUAUAAAAAAAAUAUUUAUUUGUAAAAUGAGUGCUAAUCAAUUGUAAUUAACAUCUUAAAUAACAGUUUUUAUAUUUUACUCAGCAAACUCCAUUCAAGUUCCUAACCAAAUAUAAGCUACAACUAAAAUACUAAACAAAUUUAUGUCUACUCUAAAAUGGAUAGUUUAAGAUCUAAGUUUCAAAUCAUAGAUGUGAUUACAAGACAAUCUAAGAUUAUCAUAUAAACAAAUAACUAUUCAAUUGAAGCUAUGUAUAUAUCUAAUUAACAACAUUAAGAUUUAAUUAUAUUCUCAGGCUAACAUUGGGAACAUCAAUUUUUAUCUUCCAAUUAAAGUGCUAAAUAUAUUUCAUCUGGAUAUAAACAAGUAUUUAAUGUGUAUAAAAACACCUCUUAUUCUUACUCAAGCAGUAAAAAAUUUGAUAAAACCAUAGUAGUCCAUCUGGUCUCUAAUUCUAGUUUAAAUUAUUUUGAUUUGGAAUAAAACCAAGAAAAUUAAACUGCUUAGUUUCUCAGCAUUUUUUACUUCUUAGUCUAAAAAAGACAUAUUAAUUUUAUUGUAGAGCAAGACAAUGUCUAAGAUCCAUAAGUAGAUUAAAUUGGAAAGCAUUUUUUGAAAUAAAAUCCAAUUAUUCAAAAAUAUGACAAUUUAGAAGAUAAAUAAACAGACGAUUUUAGUUUUAUAGACGAAAUAGAGGAGUUUGAAAAUUUAAUGGAACCUAGAGUACCUAAUUAAUUUAUAAUUUUUUCUGAUGAGCCAACUGGAAAAAAGUAUUCUGAUGAUGAUAAAGAUGAUAAAAAUCAAUUUAUAGAGUUUGAAGACAUAUCUGGAGGUGGCUAAGGAAAAGGAAAGACUCCUAUAAAACCUGAUAUUAAAUCAUUUAAAGAUAUUAAUAGGUUUUUCAAAAGUUACUAUGUUGAGGUAACCUAAGAACUUCAGGAGUGUAUUAACUAAAUACACAAAGAUUAAAUAUACUUUUACGAUGAGCUGUACAGAGUAAUUGUAUUUUACUUUUCACAUCUGUGUGUAAUAGACGUAACUGCAUAAACUCUUACUCUAAAAAAGUAAUUAAGUAAUGAAAGGAAAAUAUUUUAUCACAACCUAACUAAUUCAGUUUACAUAGUUAAUUUAAAUGUUAAAUCAAGUAUUUUAUAUGAAAAAAUAUCUUUACCUGAUUAAGUAUUUUAGCACAAAGACGAAUAAUACAAACAAUAUUAGGCAAUUAAUGCUUAUAUUGAAUAAAACUUCUUAGUAAUUACUUUGGUUUAUCUCAAUGACAAAUAUAUUUUUAUACAAAAUCUCUCUGACCCUUCUCAAAUCAGCUUCAAAAUUGAGAAUUACUUCCUAAAUCCUUGUAGCAUUUCUGCUGGGAGCUACAGACACGAGUAUUUGAAGAAUAGAGUAAUACUAAGCAACAUAUUUAGCACAGAAAUAAUUAAUCUUAAUUAAAACUUAACAACAAAAUCUUAUAAAUUGGUUUAGAUCUACACCCGUUCCAUAGAUAUUUUUUAAAUAAGCAAUAAAAACUUAGAUAUUCUACCUCUCCUAUGUUACAAAUAUGAGCAAAAUGACUACUUUCAUGAUUUGAUAGAUUUUAAUUUGGUUUAAGUACAAAGCAACAAGCUACACAUUCUAUUUAUUUUUACUUAUAAAGUAGAACUUUAAGAGUUUUUUUAUGAUGUUUAUCAAUCCACAUUUGUUUAGAUCUAUUCAAGAAUUCUAUUUACUAAUGAAAUCACAGAUAUUUUAGAGGCUUCCUUUAAUUUUCAUACAUUUUAGUUCAUCAUUCUUGCAAGGUCAGAGUAGAACUUAUACAUUUAUGAAAUUCCUGUGGAAAAAAAUUAUAGCAAAAAAGACCACAUAGAAUCGAAAACAUAGAAAUAUUAUAAUUCAUAUGGAAAUAUUAAUAAUGAUAAGUAAGUGACUUGCAAAAUAGAUUCAAUUUAUUUAGAUAGCGGUGUUGAAUCUAGUGUUGAGUAAUUCAAGAAAUUUUACAGAAUGAUUUAAUUUGUUUAGAGUAUAGUGUACCCUCCUCAAUUUACUUUGCUUAUAAAACUCCUUAUAUACAAGAAUAGAGUUCCAUUGAAAGAUAUUGCUCUGCCUUCUUUUGGCCCUUAGCAAAAAGCUUCGAUUAUUAUCAAGUAAGAGAAUAUCUUUUUGCCUACUUCUAAUUUUUAUACAGAUGAGGAGGUUUAUUUUGAGUUUGACUCUCUCUUCUUUGAAAACCUAAUGCCACUCUAAAAGCUCAAAAUUGAAAAAAUAGAAAUAAUUAAUUCGUAAAGUCCAUCUCAUAUAACGAUCAAUAAAAUAAGAACAAUUUAACUCACUGACAUCUUCCUUUGUUAAAAGCAAAAAAAAAUAUCAGAUUUUAGCAUAAAAUUUUAAGAUAUUGAUGAAUUAAUCAUUACAGAUCUGAAAAUUUUUGAUUGUGAUAUUUAGUUAGUCAAUUACUUGUUUUCUUUUGAAAACAUUGGUUUGAUCAAGAUUUAAAAUGUAUAAAUUUAAAAUAAUAAGAUUUCGAGCUUAAUUGGUUUCAAAGACUUGUCAAUAUUUAAUGUCUAUAAUGUUACCAAAAUAUAAAUUCAAAAUUUUAAUUUCACAUCAAAUUAAAUUUUUAACAACGUCAAAGAAAGUGUUGGGCAGCUUUAAAAUAGAAGCACUAAAUUUUAGUAAGCGUUUACUAAAUUCUAAAAUAGGUUAUUCAACAUCAGAUAAAUUUAAGAUUUGUAGAUUUCAUCACUAAAUUUUGUUAAUAAUAAGCGUGCUUCUUUGAUUGGUCUUUCAUCAUACACUCAUCAAGAUUUCUCAAACAAUUCAUACAUAAGAAUCAAAGAGAAAAUAUUUAAAUUCACAUUUUCUGACUGUAAAAUUUUGUUUAACACUCUGCCUUAGUACUACUUCUUCUUUAUUAAAAAUGGAGAAGUUACCAUCAAUAAUAUAAGAAUAGAAGGAAAUAUAAUUGAAUACAUUAAUGGAGAUAUUGAUAGUUAUUCUUCUACAUAACACUUAUCCAAUGAAGAAAAUAUAGAAAAAAUGAAAAAAGGACAAGAUAUCUUUUGCUUCCUUGCGAAUAAAUAAUUAUAUUAAGGUGGUUUAGAAAUAAUUAAUAAUGAACUCUUCUAAAAUAUGUAUUUGAUGGUUGUAUAUUAAGUUCUGCUUCAUUCAAUAGUGCUUUCAAACAUAGAAGGAAAUAAUUACUUAAUAUCUAUUUUAUUAAUCCAAAAUUCUAAUACCUUUAUUUCUGAUGCUACAAUAAUCAAUAAUGUAGGAUCAAAUAGAGCAGUAGUGUCAAUUGAGAAAUAGACAAAAGUAGAGUUUAUUAACUCUAUUUUUUAAAACAAUAAAUGCUCACUUUGCUAAGGAUCUGUAUUAUUUAUAAGUGACUCUAUUUUCAUAGGGCUUAACUCGAUUUACAAGAAUAACACAUCAGAUCAUGGAGGAUCCAUAUCGAUUUAAAACUGCAAUUAGAGAAUACUUUUUUCUUCGAUAGAUUUUAUAGAUAACAAUGCUAAUUAUGGUGGUGCUCUCUCUAUAGUAUAAUCAGAAAAUAUUUAGUUAAAUAAUAUUACAUUUUAAGGGAAUAGUGCUUUAAUUGGAGGGGCUAUAUACUACUAAGGAUUCUAUCCUCGAGGGUUUUUUGAGAUGGAUUCUUAGUUAAUGUUUAUUAACAAUAAAGCAACUUCGCUAGGAUAGAAUAUAGGAUCUUUUCCUUAAUCUCUAAGGCUAGUAAAAGUCUAUGAAAAUAUUAUAAACGGUAGGUUUUUAGAAGAAUAGCGAAACUUGAAUUUUUCUACCAAGAUUGAUGCCUAACAGCAAAUACUUAUUAAUACAAAAAAUGCAACUUUUGGAAACAACAAAUCAAUCUACGAUCGUAUGAAUAGGGAUUAUGAUAAAAUUAUAUUCGUUCAAAAUGUAACUAGUGGUGCCACUUUAACAUUCUAAUUCGAAAUUUAUGAUGAGGAAGGAAAUAGAUUUUAUGGUUACAAAUCUAAUAUAAGAAGAGAAAUUUAGCCUGUUGUUUAGACUGUGAGCACAAACAUAGUACUGAUUAGCUCAAAUAUUCGUCUAGAAGAUGGUAUUCUUUUUCUAGAGCUUGAGGUAGUUGGAAAUAAUUAAGUUCCUUUAAAUAUAGAAGAUGAUUACAUUAUUGUAUAAUAUCAGAAUAUUUUCAUCAGUGAGAAAAAGCAUGAAUCAUACAUUGAAUUAUUUAAACAAUAUAUUUAUUUAAAUUUUCGACCAUGUGGCUUAGGAGAGGUUUAUGUUGUUUAUUAAUCAUAAAUUAAUAGAAAGCUUCCUCUAACUAGCGUUUAUAAGUGCGAAGUUUGCAAGUUAGGCAAAUAUUCCUUGGUUGCUUAGCCGACUACAUAAACUUAAUGUUAAACUAGUACUUCUAAUGCUGUUAAAUAAUCUUACGGCUUCAUUAUUGAAUUAAAUUAAGGUUAUUGGAGAUCUAGCAUGAUGUCUGAUAACUUCUUGAAGUGUGAUCUAAAGGAAAAUUGCAAUGGAGGAGAAAGCACAGAAACUAGCUAAAUCUGCCAUAUGGGACAUAUAGGUCCUCUAUGCGAAGCUUGUGACAUUCAAGGAAUAGUUUGGAAAUAUAAAUUUGCCCAUUCAGGAAAUCAUUCAUGCACACCAUGCAAUUCAGUGACUAAGAACACAAUAAAAAUUUUAUUUUUUAUUCUGACUACAUUUAUAUUAAUAGUUUUAGUCUUAAAAAGCACUCUUAAAUACUGUAUUAACAAAAUAUUUUUGAAAUGCUUAGCGAAGACAGGGAUGCUAAUAAUGGGAUGCUCUGCUAAUAAAAAAGUCACUUCAGUUUAUGUAAAAAUCCUCAUGAGUUACGUUUAAGUGUUGGAAUCUGUAAGAUACUUUGGUAUUAAUUUCAUAGAAAUAUUCUUAAAGGGAAUCAAUUACGUUGCUAGUCCUUUAGAGUAGGUGUCAUUUAGUGGAGAGUGCUUCAUGGCAGAUAUAGGAAUAGAUAUGCCUUUGGUCUACUUUAAGAUAUUAUUUGCUUUAGUUACUCCCUUUGUUUUUCUAUUUAUCGUGCUAGUUUUCUACUAUUGCUUGUAUAAAUUAAAAUACAUUGAAGAAAAUAUCAAAAAUUACUAUUCGUUGACGAGCAUAUUUUACAUAAUUCUACUCUUUUAGAAUAAAAUAGUUAAUAUGCUUGUUGAGGUAUUUAACAGAAGAGAAAUAGAUGGAGAAGUCUAUAUGAAGGUUAAUUUGUAAUAUCGCUUUUAUGAUGAUUAGCAUGAGAAGUAUUUUAAAUACAUGAUUUUUCCUAGCUUGGUAUUUUGGACUUUAGGCGUUAUCCUCUCAAUAUUGAUAAUCCUACUUAAAAACAGAAAGAAUUUGCAAAAAUUUUAAUCUUUGUUUAUGUUCGGUUUCUUGUAUGGAGAAUAUAAGGAAGAUUGCUUUUACUGGGAAUUGUUAAGAAUAUUCACUCGUAUUGGAAUAUCAAUAUCCUGUAAUUUUUAUCACUAAAUUCCUAAGGUGAGUUGCAUGCUUAUGUUUUUGGUCCUUGUUAUUUAUUUGAUUAUCUUGUAUUUUAAAAAACCCUUUAUUUAAAGACAACUGAAUAACUUAGAGCUCCUAAGUACUCUUAUUUGUAUGAUGACUGUGAGUUUAACUGUAUUGAUUUAUUCGUAGGAGUAAUAUUCUCAAUAGUAAUAGAAAGAAAAAACAUCUACUCUGCAAUUCAUUUGCUAGGCGAUUAUUGUAAUAGUGAAUGUAUUCUUUUUGGUUUACUUGUCUUUUAAAAUUCUCUUAUCAUUUAUUAUCAGAUGGGAAGUGAGAAUUUAUAAAAUAUUUGGCAGAUGUCUUGGUAAAAAGAAAACAAAUGAUAUGCUUGUGUUAAAAAGAUGGUCAAGACUGCGUCAUAAAGUGGUCAAUAACUUCAUUUAAAAUCGCUAAUAAAGCAAGAAGUAUUACAAAUAAAAUUUAAUUUACUCUUUUGAUUACUAAAAUGAUCUCCAACGUUUCGUUCACUUUUGUAGCUACGAUUUAAACCAUUUACAUAAUUUUUAUCAUGCUAACAUUCCAUCCUUAACUUCAAUCAAUCUUGCAUAAAAGGAAGAUAGUAAAUAAUAAAAUAAUAAUGAAUUAAAGCUAUAUCAAUCAGAGUAAAUCAUCAAAAGAAAUAGCAUUUCUGAGCACUUAGAUUAGCUUAUUUGGAGUGACUUUCUUGUAAAUCAUUCUCAAAAAAAUCAUCCACCUUUAUUUUUAAAGAAGUACAAUAGCUCCUUUUAGUCUCUUGAUGAUACAAAUGAAAUAGCAUAAUACUACCAUGAUCUUGAUCCAAAUUAGUCAUAAUUAAUAUUUAACUUCACAUAAAGCAGUAGAAGCUAUAUACCUCCAAGCUAUAAUGUUAUCAACUUUUAAUAAAAUCAAAAUUCAAAAGAAAACAUUCGAUCUGAAGAUAGUACUAUAAUUGAAGAUAAUAACAAUAAAAACAAUCUUAAUGAAGAACCAAGUAUUAUCCUUUCUAAAACUGUUUUCAUAGAGCUUCAAAAAGAAGAUAAGCAGUAAAAAAGCUGA
Molecule: messenger RNA, 7899 nt
Organism: Tetrahymena thermophila SB210
Lineage: Eukaryota; Ciliophora; Oligohymenophorea; Hymenostomatida; Tetrahymenidae
Product: transmembrane protein, putative
Exons: 14
Source: RefSeq, a predicted model, not a curated record